UGAUAUUAGCAUAUGUCAAUAAUAUCCAAGCUGUGUUCCAUCAUCCGAGUUUGGGUGUUUCUAUCGAUAUUUCAUUGGUAUAUUUGGAAAUUAUGGAAAAACAGCCAUCACAUUUACCAGUUUUUGGUGGCAACGCUAGCGAAGUGCUGGAUUUGUUCUGCUAUUAUGCGCAAACUCGAAAUCCUCCGGACGACAAUGAUCCGCAUCACUGGGACGUUGGUCUUUACGUAACCGGAAUAAAUAUUGGAGAGAUGGAAGAAGGUAUUCUAGGAUUAGCCCAUCCCGAUGGCGGGUGCAACUUAACUAAAUCGUGUGCGAUAGUAGAAUUCGGUACUGCGAGUAAAAUAUCCACGGGUUUUUCAUCGUCUCUCAUUGCUGCUCAUGAGAUCGGUCAUGUCUUAGGAAUUGAACAUGAUUCAAUGCCAUGUGAUAUAGAUAAAUAUAUAAUGUCACAUCGCAAACUCUAUCAAGGCCAAGUAACAUGGUCCGAAUGUAGCCGUAAUACAGUUGAAGAACUAUGGACUGCACAAAAGUGUCUUGGAGAUCGUACGAGAUCGAAAGACGUAUAUGAUCAUUCGCGUUAUCACGAUUUACCCGGAAGACAAUGGACCGCUAAAGCGCAAUGCGAAAUAUAUUUUCGCGACAAGGAUGCAAACGUAGUCUCGUUGCUUGACAUAUGCAAAACCUUACAAUGCGAAUUAUUUAAUAAGAAUGGGUCUUACUUCACGGGACCAGCGUUGGAAGGCACUUAUUGCGCACCUGGAAAGGAAUGUCGCGGUGGAGAAUGUGUGUCCGUUAUCAAACCAUACAAUUUUAAGUGUUGUCCAGAAGAUAACUGGAGUGAAUGGAAAGAAGGCACCUGUCAAAGUAGUUGCUUCAAGAAAUCUAAAGGCGUAAGAGUCAGACGACGAUCUUGCAAACACAGAAAUCGCAGAUCGGUGAGUUGCAAAGGGCUAUAUUACGACGUGGUCCUGUGCAAUGAUACUUUAUUUUGUACUGAGAAACGCAAGAUGAUCAACUCAUUUAUCAAAAUGAAAUGCAUGGCAAUGUUUAGCGAUUUGACGCUUAAACUAACAACUGACUUGGAUUUAGAAUGGCAGGCCUCUCAUGACGUCGAGAAACCGUGGAUAGCCUGUACCAUACACUGUCCACGAAGAAAGUUAUCUACUGAUGACGUACACUUGGAAAUGCUCAGCUUUCGUAUCGACCCAUACUUACCAGAUGGAACGUGGUGUCACAAUGAAAAUGGCCAAGAUUAUUACUGCCGACAACACUACUGUCUACCGGAAAGCUACUCUUACGAAUAGUUGUUGAUUAUCGACAAGUGUGAACGAGGAUCGAGAAAAAAAAAUUAUUAAACUCUCGUAAAUCAGUUUAGUAUAGUUGGUCAAUUCGUUUCGUACCAAAUUUUCGAUCGCACAAUUUGUCAUGUUAACAAUUGUUUUCCGUAUCAUCCAUACCUUGCUUCAUGAAACAAAUGGACAAAGAAUCGCGUCAAAUUAUCAGGAUCUAAAACCAAUUCCAUCGAUAAAAUUCCAUGAUUGAAAACGUAAAAAAAAACAAUAAAAAAUAAUAAGUAAUAAUUAACAUGUUUGCAAAAAGCAAAAAUAAAUAGUUAAAUACAGAAGAGGUUUUAUUUUGUACGAGACAAUGUGUCGAUAGAAGGUAAACAAGAACGACAACGAUACUCACUAUGUUGUAUAUUUUAAUAGU
Linepithema humile (Argentine ant) is the source of this 1713-nucleotide messenger RNA. Its product is annotated as A disintegrin and metalloproteinase with thrombospondin motifs adt-2-like. Gene Ontology annotation, molecular function: metalloendopeptidase activity. Gene Ontology annotation, biological process: extracellular matrix organization; proteolysis. The record is from RefSeq and is a predicted model, not a curated record. Gene Ontology annotation, cellular component: extracellular matrix. Lineage: Eukaryota; Metazoa; Arthropoda; Insecta; Hymenoptera; Formicidae.